Messenger RNA from Beauveria bassiana ARSEF 2860, 2970 nucleotides. Its product is annotated as phospholipase D2. The record is from RefSeq and is a predicted model, not a curated record. NCBI's taxonomy places the organism in Eukaryota, Fungi, Ascomycota, Sordariomycetes, Hypocreales, Cordycipitaceae. Gene Ontology annotation, biological process: cell motility; phosphatidic acid biosynthetic process; intracellular signal transduction. Gene Ontology annotation, molecular function: D-type glycerophospholipase activity. Bases 1 to 2970 code for a protein of 989 amino acids. The transcript is spliced from 8 exons.
AUGUGCAGACUUCAGCGUGACCGCUGGUCCCCAGCCUCCAAUGUUCGACGCUGCUCUUGCUAUGCGAAAGACAAUAUCAAACAUUGUUGUGUUCAUCCAGGCUCCGUCAUCGCCACCUCGAACAACGCUCCUUCAGGCAUAGUGCCCGAUUCCCAAGCCUCCCAAGCUCACCACGAUACGCCUUUCAAAAAGGUCGAGGCUGGAAUCGAGGCGCUUUUUGCCGGCGAGAAGCAUUCCCACUCCCAUCUCGGAUAUGUGUGCGAUUACUUGCAUCCCGAGUUUUCAGUCAAUCGCUACCACUCUUUCGCGCCGGAAAACACUGGUGAUGCGAAAUGGUUUGUUGACGGCUGCUCCUACUUUCACGCAGUCUCUGAGGCGCUCGAGCGAGCCCAGAAAUCUAUUUAUAUUCUCGAUUGGUGGCUGAGUCCUGAACUGUACCUUCGGCGGCCACCUUCGAAAAACCAACAGUAUCGCUUAGACGCCCUGCUUAAAGGUGCUGCUGAGCGGGGUGUCACUAUUAAUGUCAUCCUUUACAAAGAAGUACCUGCUGUACUCCCAAUAGAUUCCGAGCAUUCCGAAAAGGCCCUCGAGGCUCUACACCCCAAUAUUCAUGUCUUCCGUCACCCAGACCAUAACCCCACUGGGUAUGAUAUCGAGUCUGAGCUUGGCAUAGCAUUCAAGGAUCUUACCCACUUUGACCUUGCCAAGGCCUCGCACGCUGCUAUUAAGGCUAUUUACGGUGUCAAGGAUGAUACAGUAUUGUAUUGGGCACACCACGAAAAGCUACUCAUAGUCGACAAAAGCCUUUGUUUUAUGGGUGGUCUGGAUCUUUGCUUUGGCCGCUGGGAUACAAAUAGCCAUCCAAUUGCUGACGCGCACCCCGGAGACCUGGAUGCAAUCAUUUUUCCUGGUCAAGACUACAACAAUGCUCGGAUUCUUGACUUUGCCAACCUGGACGACUGGAGCCAGAACAAGUUGGACAGGACACAAAAUUCGAGAAUGGGAUGGUCUGACGUCUCGCUCUGCAUGACAGGCAGCAUCACUCACAGUUUCGUCAAUCAUUUUGUCGACCGAUGGAAUUACGUGUACGGAGUAAAGUACGGUGAACAGAAUGAUAGCAAGUACAAGCCCAUGGACGCGCCAGGUGCAAUCGAGGAAGUUGGAAAGACUGUGUCUCGUGCGACUGGUUCACGCAGAAGACGAUUCGCCAAUUCCCUAAAGAGACGAUUCACCCAAGGCCUGCGCGGCCUCAGUCGAAGCAGAGAUGCAAUUAAAGAGCAGAAUCUGAAUAUUCAGCUCACACGCAGCUGCACUCGCUGGUCUUCUGGCCACCGCACGGAGCACUCCAUUGCCAAUGCUUAUGUUGAUGCAAUUCUCAAGGCUCAGCAUUUCGUGUACAUUGAAAAUCAGUUCUUUAUUACUGCGACUAGUAGUCAGCAACACCCCGUCGUGAACAAAAUUGGCGCAGCUAUCGUUCAAAGAAUCCAGCGCGCUCACUUCAAUGGUGAACGUUUCAAGAUGUGGGUUGUGAUACCUGCCGUUCCAGGGUUUGCUGGCGAUCUCAAGUCCAACGAUUCACUGGGUACUCGAGCCAUUAUGAAGUACCAGUAUAACUCCAUCUCCCGCGGAGGUCAUAGUAUCAUGGAGAGUCUACGCCAAACCGGCAUAAAUGAUCCGCAAGAAUACAUCAGUUUUUACAACCUGCGAAACUUUGACCGCAUUAAUACGUCUUCCACAAUAGAAGAAGCUGAGAAUGAAGCUGGAGUCGAGGAUGAAGGGGCGAGAAAGAACGACGACCAAGUUGGCUCAUGCCAUUGUCUCGAGGCAGAAGGUACUUGUGGAAAUUCGAAUUCUUGCCGAGAAUACCAGGUGCAAUCUCAGACAGUCGUGAACCAGACAAAGAAUGCGGCAUACAUGCAUCAACGAGACGGGCUCUCGCACUUUGUCUCGGACGAAGAUGCGGAUGCCGAAAUGGAUGCGUUUGUCAGCGAAGAACUUUACAUUCACACGAAGCUUCUUAUAGCUGACGAUCGCCUUGCUAUUUGUGGCUCUGCUAAUCUCAAUGAUCGUUCCCAGCUGGGUACUCAUGAUUCAGAAAUCGCCGUUGUUAUCGAGAAUGGCUCGCCAAUCUCUAGCACUAUGGACGGCAAGCCGUACCAAGCCUCCAAAUUUGCUUCAUCUCUUCGUCGCGAAAUCUUCCGCAAGCACCUAGGUCUGCUCCCGCAUCAGGAUCCCGAGCAGCCCAAUGCAAACUGGCAUCCCAUCACGGAAGCUCCCAAUAAUUAUGAUUGGGGCUCCCCCGCUGACGUUCUGGUCCGCGAUCCCUUGGAUCCCGACUUUGUUGACCUCUGGCGGGCAACAGCGAAGACCAACACGGAGAUAUUCCGAAGGGCUUUCCAUUCUGUGCCCGACGAUACGGUGCGCACAUGGAGAGACUACGAUGAAUUUUUUACCAAAUACGUCAAGACACCUGCAGACACUGAAAAGGAAGAGCAGACUAUGAGUGAAGAAAACAAUGCCAAGAAAGACGAUGCAAAAGCAGAUGUCGAACACCAAGGCAGUACUCAAGAGGGCAGACAAGAUGGAAACAAGGAUGCGAGCAACAGCACCGACGCAGAGUUCAGCAAAGAGAACAAAGAACUGCAGCAGGUCGAGGAGACCGCUCGAGACCAGGAAGAGGCUCAAGUCGAUCGGGAUAUUUCCGAGUUGGACGAUAAGAAUAAAGACGGCAACAAGGCUGAGCAACCAUGCAAGACGGGCGAUGAGGAGUCGUCUGAGCAGUCAGAAAAAGCGGAAUACGGACACGUUGUCCGCAAGGAGUUUCCCGGGGGCGCAGAGGAGCUCCGAGAAUGGCUUGGGCGCGUGCGAGGGAGCCUUGUUGAGAUGCCGCUCAACUUUUUGAUCGACGUCGACGACAUUGCCAAGAAGAGCUUGGGGUUCAACAACUUGACGGAUGAGAUUUACACCUAA